Polypterus senegalus (gray bichir) is the source of this 2040-nucleotide messenger RNA. Its product is annotated as progestin and adipoQ receptor family member 4-like. Gene Ontology annotation, molecular function: signaling receptor activity. Gene Ontology annotation, cellular component: membrane. Bases 831 to 1646 code for a protein of 271 amino acids. The record is from RefSeq and is a predicted model, not a curated record. Lineage: Eukaryota; Metazoa; Chordata; Cladistia; Polypteriformes; Polypteridae. The transcript has 3 exons.
GUGGGGAGGGGGAGCAACCUCGAGGUCCACCUGCAUGAGAAGGCGUGAAAAGCGGGGCCGGCGGAGUGGACACCUGGGCGGAAGGAGGCUCGGAAGCGACUUUCUUCAGAUCAUCACACGGACGGGUCUUUCUUCCGCAUUCCUAGGGGGGGAGCGAACCGGCGACACGCCGCGGAAUUGACAUUUGGACUUCUUCUUCUUCUCUUCUUACUGGUAACAACACUCCUUUAAGGCACAUGUCGCCGUAGCAGGAAGAAGCCGGCAGGCUCCAUGCGGCGAGUCUGAAGCGAGAUAGCAACUGAAGGGAUCAUUAAGGCAAAAUCCUGGAAGCGUCAUUUAUGUACCGUUAUUUAAAGCGAAGAAGAAGGAAAAAGGAUAAGAUUUCCUGAAAAACUCCCAAGUCGCUCAACUCAGUUCCACAAGCAGUCUUGGAUCGCGUUGAAUUCCAAGUAUGUUUUGCUGAAACUGACAUCGCCCUUAAAAUAGCAAUAUAUACAUUUACGUAUAUUUAAGAAGUCCAUGCUCCCAUCCGGAGAUGUAAAAGCCUUGGAUAACAUGCAACUCAAUAGCCGUCUAUUAAUAGUCUUCUGAUAAUUAACUUGACCUAAACUAUACCGAAGAAAGUGGAUGUCAGAAGACAAGUAGGUGUCAAACUUCUGCAAUAAUUUACGACAAAUCCGCAAACUGUGAAGAGACUUUUUCUUUUUGACGGGAUGCACUCCGAUGGGUUACUUUUCAACACUCGCCCCUGCCCCGUUUGACUUUUGGUGAGGACGGUGGUGUGGGAUGGUGUGACUCUUUUUGUUUUUCUAUGGACACAUUGGAUUCCCAUGGCUUUCCUCAGCGGGCCACGCUUGCUGGACUGGGCCAGUUCGCCUCCGCAUCUGCAGUUCAACAAGUACGUGCUCACGGGAUACCGACCCAUCUCCUCUGCCAACGAGUGCCUCAAGAGCCUCUUCUACCUGCACAAUGAGCUGGGCAACAUCUACACGCACGGGAUCCCGCUGCUCUGCUUCCUCUUCCUGCUGCCCCUCAACAUCCCCUGGGCGCAGAUCACCGUCACCUGGCUGGGCGUCGUGCACUUCUUGGCAUGCUUGUCCCCCCAGCUGGGCAGUGUGCUCUACCACCUGUUUAUGAACCAUGAAGGAGGAGCGCCCGUCUACCACACGCUGCUCACCCUGGACAUGUGUGGCAUCUGCAUGAUCAACACGCUGGGUGCCCUACCCAUUGUCUACACCACUCUGCUCUGCUACCCAUCCACCCGCAGUGUGGCGCUGCUUGCCUACAUCAUCCUAUCAGCCUACUCCAUCUACUGUGCUGUGACGGCACGGAGCAGCGUGCGCCGGUUGCAGUCCUUCGCCUGGCAGGCACUCUUCCGCUUUUUCUUCUUCUACCUACGUUGGGUUGGCCUUGGCACAGGCAGCCCCACCUCACUGCAGCAGUACUUUAUAAUGGACUUCCUAGCUCUGCUCGGUGGGCUCAUCAACAUCACACGUGUGCCCGAGCGCUGGCGGCCCGGCAAGUUUGACUAUUGGUGUAACAGCCACCAGAUUAUGCAUGUACUGGUGGUGGGCUCCAUUAUGUACCUGCACUGGGGUGUGUUGGAUGACCUGCUCUGGAUCAGUAGCCACCGAUGUCCAGUUUAAUGACCUUUGACCUCAGCAGAACUCUCAAAUCAAUAUGUCCUUUGGUUCCAAACAAGUGCAUAUCAGGCACUCAAAUGAUGAAUCGUGAGUCCUGUGGGAGCUCACUGUCCACUUUGCAAAGCACUGGACUCUCCUUUGCAAGGCCCAGCUCACCCAACACUUGUAAUGAAUUCGCUUUCAACUAAGCUGGUAAGAAGAAGAAUGGACCAGCCUUCGAAGAGUAUUAAACCAAAAUGACGCCAGGUAACAAAUCAAACCCAAUCAGCACAGCAAGUCCAGGAUGAACCCACCUCAGACCAGAAGAAUGCAGUUUAUGGUAGAAGUAGACCUCAAACCAGAACUAACUCAUUCAGACCGAGCAAGCGUUGGAGGGGUCUGUCAGCUAUGUAGAACA